Fundulus heteroclitus (mummichog) is the source of this 4665-nucleotide messenger RNA. Its product is annotated as ras and Rab interactor 2. Gene Ontology annotation, molecular function: guanyl-nucleotide exchange factor activity; small GTPase binding. The transcript has 12 exons. The record is from RefSeq and is a predicted model, not a curated record. Bases 206 to 3481 code for a protein of 1091 amino acids. Lineage: Eukaryota; Metazoa; Chordata; Actinopteri; Cyprinodontiformes; Fundulidae. Gene Ontology annotation, cellular component: endocytic vesicle; cytosol. Gene Ontology annotation, biological process: signal transduction; vesicle-mediated transport.
GGAAGCUGCAACUUUCCACGACAACAAAAGAAUCCGCGGAGUUGACUCGACAACAGUUAGGGAAUGUGGAGGGAGACGGUUCGGGCGUUUUAUUUGGCUUAACCGGAGUUUGGACGGACUAUUUUCUACUGAACAUGUGGUUCUGCUUCUCCUCCACGGCAAAGUGGAGGUUCCUUCGGUCAGCCUGCAGCGAUCUCCUCGGCUGAUGGCUCAGCGGAGAAGAGACAAGAUGUCCUCACGCAUGAUCAGUUCGUCCCGUGAGCAGGAGAGGAAGGGCAGUUUCUUCAAGUUGGUUGACUCGAUUGCCUGGGAGAUUGGCACACUGAAUAAGGAGAUGGGGAGAAAGACAGAGACUGCGGAAGAGAAGCAGAAGCCUGAUGCACGUGUGGGGCUGAGUGAAGAGGUGGGACGUCUGUUUCUUCAAGCCUCACCUUGCCCUGGGAGAGGAGCAGGACCAACCAAAGGUAGAGAUUCUGGCUACGACUCCCUCCGCUGUCGGCUCAGUGUCCUGGACAGACUGAUGCACACGCAUCCUGUGUGGCUGCAGCUGGGCCUCAGCCGCCAGGACGCAGCUGGAAUACUGCAGGACCAGCCCGCUGGGUCGUUCUUGGUGAGAAAGUCCACCAGCCUGCAGAAGAAAGUCAUAUCUCUACGCAUGGACCAAGACCCUGCAGAGCUCAUCAAAGACUUCCCAGUCAAAGAGAGCCAGUACACGUUCUCUCUGGAGGGAUCAGACCUGUGCUUUGCAGACCUUUUCCGCCUCUUGGCUUUCUGCUGCAUCAGCAGGGAUGUGCUGCCCUUCACUCUGAAGCUUCCAGACGCCAUCUCUUCUGCCAGAAGCUUUGCAGAUCUUGAGAAGGUUGCUAAACUCGGAGCAGGCUUCUGGGACAGUAAAUUUUGCAGGAGACCAGCAUCGGUGUCCCUGCCGAAGACUGCAGGUCCUGACAGACCCCCUCCACCUGCUCAGAGACCGAGCUCCACUCCAACUACCCCAUCAUGUUCUUACCUUCAAAUUCGAACACCCUCUCAGCUCGACUGUUGCCUGCCUAAUGGAGCACUGUGCUUCAUCAACCCCCUUUUCAUAAAGAUUUAUCAGCCAGAUGGUGGCAACCAGAUCAGCUCUGCCAAAACUGCAACCCAACACCCGAGGGAUGAUUACAACAAUAUAAGAGCUACCAAAAGGAGAGAGGAAGUCUCUUGUAUCCAAAGUCCUCUGACCUGUCGCUCAGACCACAGUUACAGAUUGAACGUAGAGAGUCUAACCACUAACCCAUGCAGCAGAGGACCAACUGGGAGCAACCAGGUGUUGGGUCUGUCUCGUUCCGCUCCUCCUCGACCGCCUCCCCCUGAUCUUGCCAAACAUCACCCUGUAUCUCCUGUUGGACAGCAAAGCAUGCCAGAAAAAAUUGCCUGGAUUAACAUCCCCAAGGAGGAGGAGAAGGAGAAGAGCAGCAACCUCCUGUCACGACUGGGCUCCUCGCUGAGCAUUAGCCCGCCUUCCCUGCCUCCCAAGAGGUUUAACAUCAGCUCCCCCAUAUCCAUUCCCCGACAAACUAUGCCCCUUCCUUUGCAAUCUCUCUCCUCCCCACGUCGAACCAAAUCAUCGCCAUCAUUCAGCCAUGAGGACGCUCAGUGCCAUCUGGCACUGGAGGAACAGACGAUUGAGAAGGCCAUCCUCAGGACCAAAUUGUCAAAGCAAAGGUCAGUGCAGUCUACAUGCCAGAACUCCUGUAGUCCUUCAGAGCCUUCCAUGAUGACAGGCAGCAAGCUUGCAGAGGUAACACCUGGAGAAGAGGUAGCCUCUUCCCCCGGUAGCAGAGGCGGCCAACGGCUGAGUGACAUGAGCCUCUCCACGGAUUCCUCAGAUUCCCUGGAUUACUCCCAGUCCUCUGCCUUCUUCAUUCCUCCUCUGCAUGACCCUAGCCCUCCCACUGUCGCUGACUUCAACACCCAUCUCCCCCUCUCCCUCCCACCAUCCCACUUACGUUACAGCAGCAUAGAUAUAGAUGAAGACGUUGACGAUGACGAUGACGAAGACGACCCCGACUAUGGCGUUAGCCUCGAGAGCGACCAAGAUCUCACCAUGCUGCCACCUGGGGCCCACACAAAGCGCCGCCCCAGUGCCGGCGCCUUGGUCCUGCAGAAAGCGUUGCAAGGAAAGUUUCGGAAGAUGAGCGGUGUUUUCAGCUCGCUGCUGACACCAGAGAAGAGGGCUAUCCGCAAGGUGCUGGAGAUGUCCAAAGAUAAGAACUCGUACUUUGGUUCCCUGGUUCAGGACUAUCUCAGCUACAUGGGGGAGGGUGCUGGCGCCCAGGCCUGGCAGGGCUACGCCUCAGGACUUGAGCUGCUUCAGACCAUCCGCCAGUUUAUCACUCAGAUGAAGAGCUAUCUGCAACAAAGCUCCGAGAUGGAGCCGCCAAUUGAGAGCUUCAUUCCUGAAGAUCAGAUUGACAGAGUCCUGGAGAAGGCCAUGCUGAAGUGCGUCCUGAAGCCCCUGAAACCGUCCGUCAGUGCCGCUCUGAAGGAGUUCCAGAUGCGCAGCGGCAGCUGGCAGGAGCUGAAAGAGAACCUGUCUUUGGCCAAGGCCCGUCGGCCGCAGGAGAUGGGCGUGGCUGACGCUCUGCCCCCUGACCCUGUGGCCGUUGAAAAGAUCAGGCAAAAGUUCCAGACCAUGUGUAAGCUGUACUCCCCAGAGAAGAAAGUCUGCAUGCUGCUAAGAGUGUGUAAACUUAUUUACACCAUCAUGGAGGAUAAUUCAGGUCGUUUGUAUGGAGCGGAUGACUUCCUCCCCAUGCUGACCUAUGUGUUGGCCCAGUGUGACAUGCCUGAGCUGGACAAUGAGAUCAUGUACAUGAUGGAACUCCUGGACCCUUCGCUGCUGCAUGGAGAAGGUGGUUACUACCUGACCAGCGCUUACGGAGCCAUGUCCCUGAUUAAGAACUUCCAGGAGGAUCAGGCAGCCAGAGUGCUGAGCUCUGAAACCAGAGACACGCUGCACCAGUGGCACCGGCGCCGCACCACCCAGCGUUCGGCGCCCUCUAUUGAUGACUUCCAGAACUACCUGCGUGUGGCGCUGCAGGAGUUGGACAGCGGCUGCACAGCCAAGACGCUGCAGGUGCAACCCUACACCACGGUGGAGGAGCUGUGCCAGCUGUGCGCCCUAAAGUUUAAGGUCUUGGACCCAGAGAACUACGGCCUGUUCCUGCAGAUGGAGGGCAGCAUCCAGCAGCUGGCGGCGGACACCCACCCUCAGAAGAUCAAAGCUGAGCUUCAUAGCCGCCCACAGCCAGUCCCCUUCCAUUUUGUCUACCGCCGCAUGUCCAAAACCAGCUCACUGUCGCCGGAUCUCUCCAACGCCACUCCCGACCUCAGCCGUCUUCUUGCAGCCUCUGAUCCACGGGCUGACCUGAACAACCAGAGCACAGACCCGCCAGCUCCCAGCGGCAGCUCCAGCCUCAGCAGCAUCUCAGCCUCUGUAUGAUCACAGAGGAACCCCCCCCCCCUACCCCUCCCCCCCAGCCAACACGCAUUAGACCAUCAUCUCCUGCAAACAUGUUUCCAUGAGCUGCGUUGGCCGGAUGUCGAAACAGUCCAUGUGGGCAAAACAGCGUCUCGUGCCAGUCUUCACAAAGCCUGACUUCUCCUUUCAGACGGCACAUCUGUCUCAGCCAACAUCCCCUCGGUGUCUGACAGACGCGGCUGAAAGAGGAAAAACCAGCAGAGAUGCAGUUAUUUUUAAUUCCUCAGGAGGAAGGCAGGAUUUACUCUAACAGUUGCGGGUCAGCUGUUACUCGGUUGUUUAGGUUUUUAAAUAGGGAAACUUAGAAAGUAGAUUUAGUGACACCUAGUGGUCACUGAUGCAGGUAACAGGUUCCGUGUGGGGCCUUGCUGCCAGACAGGAAGCUGUCAGCAGACGUCACGUCAUUCCCACAGUUGAUCUCCAGGAAUGUAUCUUUCUGUGCCUCUUAAUCAAUCAGAUUCACUUUGAUGAAAUGUAAAUUAUGCUACUUCUGAUCAUUCUGACAUGCUUUGAUACAUCAGAGACCUUUGAAACUAUGAACAUGUUUGAAUUAGAUCUUUUCUCUUGAUCUAGGUGAAUAGGCUUGUAAGUAUGGUAAAAUCUUUGUGCUCUGUGAUUCAGUCUAACAUGAAGUAGCAGGCUUUCACUGUUUAUCCUGGUGAUAUGAGCUGGUGUCAUGUCAUCCUGUAUUUUCUAUUCACACUGACAUGUGGCAGAGGAACUGCUGUGCGGACUUUUUAGCUGGUCUGAAGUGCCGCGCUGGGUUACGUGCCGCGCAGAGGAGUGUGGGAGGAAACGUACGUGUUGAUGGGCAGGAAAACGGGUUGUUUGUCUGCGUCUGUAAGAUGAGAAGAAAAUGCUUGAAAUGCUGGGGUUUCCUUACAGGGGAACUAGACAAGAAGGGUCAGCACAGAGGGAAGUGAAGGGCGAUAUGGCUGAAGGAAAAGUGAGAGCUGUAGGAGGAAGUUGAGAAGCAUUAAUAUUGGUUGUUAGGAGCUCCUCUGAGGAUUUAUGUCUGUGCUGGAGUCUUUCACAGAUAACCUCUUACCCUGAGUCUUCUUGAUUUUACAAGACUCUUUUCCUGCCUGUCAUAUAUAUGUAUCAGAAACAUUUUCUUCUGCCCUUAAUAAACCUGGUACCUGGAA